This is a messenger RNA of Mytilus trossulus (common blue mussel), 2372 nucleotides long. Its product is annotated as cationic amino acid transporter 3-like. The transcript has 8 exons. NCBI's taxonomy places the organism in Eukaryota, Metazoa, Mollusca, Bivalvia, Mytilida, Mytilidae. Gene Ontology annotation, cellular component: plasma membrane. The coding region runs from base 130 to 2091 and encodes 653 amino acids. Gene Ontology annotation, biological process: transmembrane transport; amino acid transport. The record is from RefSeq and is a predicted model, not a curated record. Gene Ontology annotation, molecular function: amino acid transmembrane transporter activity.
ACUGAUGCAUUGCAUUCAAUACCAUUUUAUAGGAAAAUCAAUGAGUGUUUUUCACACGGAGUGAAGUGAUUAGUUCGAUCAACAAUAUUCUUAAUCAGUAACACCAAGGAUCACAUUCCAGGAUACAAGAUGGAACAGUGUAAGAGGAUUUUUCAAGCAUUCGGACGAAGAAAGAAUGUCGAUCCAAAGAAUCUGUUGGUCAGUCGUUUUAGAAGAAAUUUAAAUACCUUCGACCUUAUUGGAAUAGGUAUGGGAGGUUCAUUGGGAAUUGGAGUAUAUAUAGUAAUAUCAUAUGUGAUUAAACAUCAAGCUGGUCCAUCCGCAGUGUUGUCUGUUAUAAUAGCAGGUGUUGCAGCGUUGUUAUCUGGUUUCUGUUAUUCAGAAUUCACCACACGUCUCCCGCAAGCCGGGUCAUCUUAUGUUUUUGUAUAUGCCUCCUUGGGUGAGCUGUCCGCCUUUGUGAUUGGCUGGAGUAUGAUACUAGAGAACAUUGUCUUAGCUGCAGUAACUGCUAAAGCAUGGGGUCAAUAUUUUGAUGGUUUACUAAAUGGUACAGUACAAAGUUACACCUGUGAUCAUUUACAAUGGAAGGGAGAUGAAUUUUUGACCGACUGUCCAGAUAUAUUACCAUGUGGUAUCUUGUUUAUAACUUCACUCCUGUUCGUAUGUAACGCAAAGGCGUCCACACUGUUAUCGUUUAUCCUUACUACAAUGAAUGGCCUAGUCGUUAUUUGUAUUAUAUGUGUUGGUAUCUUCCAUGUUCGUCAUGAGAAUUGGACGGACCCACCAGGCUUCUUUCCUUUUGGUUUGACAGGGAUAAUAGCCGGUGCUGGAACACUUUUCUGUAUUUUUACUGGAAUAGACUCCAUGUGUUCAUCGAGCGAAGAGACAAGAGAACCAAUUAAAACUGUUCCACGUGCAAUCAUAACUUCCAACAUUCUGACGUUCGUUAUAAUAUUAUGUGUGACGUUGGCUGUCACAUUGUCAUAUCCCUGGUAUAAUUUACAAGACAGUAUUGCUAUACCUACUGCUUAUCAAGAUAAAGGAGUAAAUGGAUCGUUUUAUGUGUUUGCGAUUGGUGGAUUAUUAGGAUUAACCGCUGCCCUGAUUAGCAGUAUACAUGGAAUACCAAGGUUGCUUUUUUCUAUGAAAAUGGACCGUUUAUUAUAUCCGUGCUGCUUACUCGAUCCCGACACUGGAGGCGUGUUUAAACUAACUAUAUUUCCUCUGUUGAUAGCCUGUGUAUUGUCAAUGUUUGUUACAUUGAAUAUGUUAAUUCAAAUGUUAGCAUUGGGAUCAUUGAUUUCAUACACGUGUGUAGCAGUAUGUGUUUUACAUGUACGUUAUCAACCAAUACACGUUGGGCUUUUCCAGGAAUAUGACGACUUAAAUGAAGAUAAAUAUUUUCAGAGCACAGAACUUGUAUAUCCACUUUUAUUUAAUUCAAAAAACAAUAACGGCUUGAGUAAAACUUUCAUUGAGAAAUCCGAAAUUGGAUUUUACAACCGAUUGUCAAACGAUCCAAAAAAUCAGUUGAUUAUGCCCGACAAACCACGUGAUAGCACGUAUCACAAAAUGGAUAGUGUAAUUAACGACACACCAAGUGGAAGUCAGAGUAGUCUGUUUCAAAUUCCUCCAGGAGUUGCCAUAGAACCAUCAAAUGCAACGUCAAUGACGUCAUCAAUAGCACUUAUUGUCUUCAUUAUAGCAACAACUGUUUUUUCCUUCAUAGUAAUAUUUGCUAGUAACUCAUUGUUUACUGGUUCGUGGUGGGCGACUGCUUGCUUUUUAAUUUCUGUGAUAACAUUAAUUGUAACAACUAUUGUCAUUGUUAAGCAGCCGCAAAAUCCAACCAGUUUACUGUUUAAAACUCCAUAUGUGCCGUUUGUGCCGUUGCUAGUGAUUUUUAUAAAUAUGUUAAUGAUGUCAUCACUAUCAUAUAAAGCUUGGUUACGAUUCAGUAUUUGGCUUUUUCUUGGAUUAAUUGUUUAUUUUAUAUAUGGAAUACGACACAGCACAGAAAUUGAAAUCGACGAUCAAGAAGUCGUACUUUAUGAAAUAACUGACCAAGAAAGGACACCAAUUAAGUGAAAAGAAGUUGUUGGGUUCUACGUUUAUAAGCUGAGAGAGAACAAAGGAUCACAGUAUAAGAAGAACACCGUUUAAAUUUAUUCUGAAAUAUCCAAAACAAGCUAUGAUACCUUAGCCGAAAGACUAUAUGAAUUAUGAUUAUCAUAAAUUGAACUCAUGUUUAUUUUAUUACAAUUACAGUAUGAAUUAGAUUGAGCAAAUGAAUUCAAAUAAACAACAUUAAUUGGGAGCAUGUUUGUUUGAAUAUUUGAAUAAACAAUAAAAAAUCAUGAAUAACUUGA